UUUGUAAGAUUAGGUUGGUAUCUGCACGGUCUUGUGAUCGAACAGCUGAAGAAAGCGAAGAAGAGGAAAAAGAUUGGAGGUCUGAUACUUCGAACAAAAUAAUUUCUGUAUAAAUUAACACAAAAUCUCACCAAAUAACAAUCAUGGUGGACCGUGCAAAUAUCAAGCAGAUUAUACCGGCAUUGCCGGAUGAAAAAAUUGAUAUGCUGGCAGCUACAAGUGUGCUCCAACAGCAAGCUGCUGAUAUUAGAAAUCAACGAAUUAAUUGGCAGUCAUAUUCCCAAUCUCAAAUGAUAUCGAAAGAAGACUAUGAUUUUAUAGCAGCUUUUGACACAAGUGAUGCUAAGGCAAGAGAAAAUAAGCUGAAGGAAAAUCCACAUCAGGCAGCUAAAACAUUUCUUAAUUUGCUUGGUCAUAUUUCAAAGGAUCAAACAAUUCAAUAUAUUCUUACUAUGAUUGAUGACAUGCUACAGGAGGAUCGUAAUCGUGUGGAAAUUUUUCGUGAGCAUUCUACACGAAAACGAGAAUCUGUUUGGGGGCCAUUUCUUAAUCUGUUGAAUAGACAAGAUGGCUUUAUAAUGAAUAUGACAUCACGUAUUAUAGCCAAGUUAGCUUGCUGGAGUCAUGAUCUUAUGGAAAAAACUGAUCUUCAGUUUUAUUUGACAUGGCUCAAGGAUCAAUUAAAACUUAGUUUUGAUGCCCUUCAAGAUCACAAAGGCUUGCAUGCGGGACUAGAACAAGACAUUGCUGUGGAACAGGCCAAGGAGGCCCAUGAGCUGCACGAAUUGCUCAAUCCGAAUAAUGAAUACAUUCAAUCAGUGGCACGUUGUCUACAAAUGAUGCUUCGUAUAGACGAAUAUCGCUUUGCGUUCGUAUCCGUUGAUGGAAUUUCAACUCUCCUCAGUGUUCUCUCUGGAAGGGUAAACUUUCAAGUGCAAUAUCAACUUAUUUUCUGUCUGUGGGUACUUACUUUCAACCCUCUUCUAGCAGAAAAAAUGAAUAAAUUCAAUGUUAUACCCAUUCUCGCAGAUAUACUUAGCGAUUCGGUCAAAGAAAAAGUAACACGUAUUAUACUUGCAGUAUUCAGAAAUUUAAUUGAGAAAGUGGAAGAUGGCCAAGUAGCUAAGGAACAUUGCAUUGCUAUGGUGCAAUGCAAGGUAUUGAAGCAGCUUUCAAUACUGUGUCAACGGAAAUUCGAUGACGAAGAUAUCACUGAUGAUAUCGAAUUCCUUAAUGAUAAAUUGCAAGCAUCUGUGCAGGAUCUAAGUUCAUUUGAUGAAUAUUCAACGGAAGUGAAGUCUGGUCGUCUGGAGUGGUCCCCUGUUCACAAAUCGGGCAAAUUUUGGCGUGAAAAUGCCAGCCGUCUCAAUGAGAAGAAUUACGAGCUUCUGCGGAUUCUUGUUCAUUUAUUAGAAACCAGCAAAGAUGCUCUCGUCCUCAGUGUGGCUAGUUUCGACAUUGGCGAAUACGUGCGUCACUAUCCACGUGGCAAACAUAUAAUUGAACAACUUGGCGGAAAGCAACGUGUAAUGCAACUUCUCGGGCACGAGGAUCCUAAUGUUAGAUAUGAGGCUCUUCUUGCAGUACAAAAACUUAUGGUGCAUAAUUGGGAGUAUCUUGGAAAGCAAUUAGAGAAAGAACAAACAGGUGUAUCUGGGACGUCCACUAAUAAACCUGGAGCACAAGUGCCGGCAAAAGCCUGAACAUCAUUCAACUUGUAUAAAUCACUUUUUCCGUUCGGAAAAAAAAUACGAGAGUAUUAUAGAGAAUUUGCGCGCGUGAUAUAAUCUACAUCCGUUUAUGUAAAGCGCUUGUAUAAUUCGAGAUAUUUACAUUCCCUUCCAUUCUGUAUUAUUGUAAAAAAAGAGAAGAUAUAAUUGUGAACUCCCAUUUUUCGUGCAAUCCAAUUUUGUAAAAUAAUUUUUGG
Messenger RNA from Camponotus floridanus (Florida carpenter ant), 1927 nucleotides. It is a transcript of the gene VhaSFD, whose product is annotated as V-type proton ATPase subunit H. The transcript is spliced from 10 exons. NCBI's taxonomy places the organism in Eukaryota, Metazoa, Arthropoda, Insecta, Hymenoptera, Formicidae. The coding region runs from base 144 to 1703 and encodes 519 amino acids. Gene Ontology annotation, cellular component: lysosomal membrane; vacuolar proton-transporting V-type ATPase, V1 domain. Gene Ontology annotation, molecular function: proton-transporting ATPase activity, rotational mechanism; protein binding. The record is from RefSeq and is a predicted model, not a curated record. Gene Ontology annotation, biological process: proton transmembrane transport.